This is a messenger RNA of Ophidiomyces ophidiicola, 1293 nucleotides long. RefSeq names its product 3-keto-steroid reductase (gene ERG27). Lineage: Eukaryota; Fungi; Ascomycota; Eurotiomycetes; Onygenales; Onygenaceae. The record is from RefSeq and is a predicted model, not a curated record. Gene Ontology annotation, cellular component: endoplasmic reticulum membrane; lipid droplet; mitochondrial outer membrane. Gene Ontology annotation, molecular function: 3-beta-hydroxysteroid 3-dehydrogenase (NADP+) activity. Gene Ontology annotation, biological process: ergosterol biosynthetic process. Bases 1 to 1293 code for a protein of 430 amino acids. The transcript is spliced from 2 exons.
AUGGAUGAGGUAUUCAUCCUUGUUACUGGCACAAACAGUGGCCUUGGUUUAUCUAUCUGCCGUCGAUUGAUUGACGAAUUUCUAUCCCAACGUCCAAGAAACCAAUCGUUAAACCUCAUAUUUACUACGAGAAGCACGAGGAAGAGCAAUGAGACUUUGGCUCAAUUGCAGAGUCAUCUUCAAUCUAAAAAUGUCUUAAAAGAUGAUCUCGAUAGAGUGACGCUGAAGCCAGAGCAUGUCGAUCUUUGCGACUUGCUAUCUGUCCGUGCGCUUUCACAACGGCUUCUGACUUCAAUACCGAAGCUCGAUAUACUUAUACUGAAUGCUGGAAUUGCCGGUUUCACAGGCAUAAAUUGGCCGCGCGCCAUAUUUCUUGUCAUGACCGAUUUGAUCCAUUCGGUGACAUGGCCGGCGGGAUACUGCCUAACAAGCAUGGGGAACUUGAUCAAAAAACAAACAUCCUUUCCCGAUGAACCUGAAUUAGGGGAGGUGUUUUGUGCCAAUGUUUUUGGCCACUAUAUGCUAACUCACAAUCUCAUGCCUUUACUUGAGAAAUGCAAUGCCCCUGGCCGAGUCAUCUGGACUUCAAGCCUGGAAGCGACCAGAAACGCAUUUGAUAUCUCUGAUAUUCAGGCGCUCAAGACCCCUCACGCCUAUGAAUCUGUCAAGUACCUCACAGAUGUCUUAGUGCUGACAUCACCACUAUCAAGCACCUCUCCCUGGGUAGAUACAUUCUCCUCUUCACGCAAACGUAGCACUAGGAAUAGUGCCAUCAACUCCAUCAAACCAAAUAUGUACAUUGCCCACCCUGGAAUCUGCGCGACCUCCAUAAUGCCCCUCCUCCUCCCUCUCUACUAUGCUAUGAUGGCCGCAUUUCUAUUUGCCCGAUUUCUCGGUUCUCCAUGGCACGUUAUCUCGUCCUACCGGGGCGCCAUCGCCUCCGUCUGGCUGUCACUCUCACCGCAAUCAACCAUCGAUGCCGCGGAGGCCGCCUACGCGGCGCUCGGUGGCGGAAGAGUUAAAUGGGGCUCGGCGUGUGAUCGAUCAGGAAGAGAGAAAGUGGUAUGCACAGAGGUGGAAGGCUGGGGGUUUGGCGGUGUGGUGGGAGCACCGCAGCUGGAUGGUGAUCGGACGCGAAUGAGGAAGCGGGGUGCGGUGGACUUGACUGCUGAGGAGAAGAUUGAGUUUGAAGAGCUGGGGAGGAAGUGCUGGAAGGAAAUGGAGGAGCUACGCGUGGAAUGGGAUGCGAUAUUGGAUAGAGCGGAGGAGGAAGAGCGUCGUCCGAAAUCAUAA